UUCAGGCUUCAUAAGCAGUGUUUGGAAUAGUUAAGGCCAAUGAAUGAAACUAUGAACUCCACACGGAUGGCAGAAAAAAGCUCUAUUAAUUGGGCUCCAAUUUUUGCCUACAUAUUAAGUAAGGAGGCUUGACCCAAGAUGUAGAAGAAAAUAAAAGUGGGGAGAUAAAAGUUGAAGGACCUGAUGCCACAGAGGUUCUAGACCAACACUACGCAGUCAUGAAUGAACAGGUGAGACUCUGAGACCUUGUUGCAGUGUAGCUUCUGAUUCGGCUUCUGAAUGUGGCCUGGGACUCGGCAUUCACAUAAGCUCUUGGGCAAUGUCGAUCCUGCUGAUCCACGGACCACACUCUGAGUAGCCAGGCGAUGAAGGGGGACAGCUGCUUUGGAACGAGGAUUACAUUUCCAGCGAGUAGCGAGUAGCGGUAGCAAAGGAAGGAUGAAAGCAUUGAAAACUCCCCAACUGAAGCAAUGAUAUAAGGGGCAGUACUUUAUUAAUCCAUUCACCUGAAAUCGAAGGCAACCACAUUUCUGUGCCAUCAAAGUGACGGUAAUUGAAUGUUGAUUUUUUUCCCCCUCUCUUUCCUGGUAGUGGUUUCAUCCACAUGGAAUCAGGAAAUCAAACACGUGCUUCGGAAUUUCUCCUCUUGGGAUUUUCAGCAAAGUCAGAUAUUCAAUUUGUGCUCUUUGGGCUGUUCCUGUCCAUGUACUUGGUCACGGUCACUGGGAACCUGCUCAUCAUCCUGGCCAUCUGCUCUGACUCCCUCCUCCACACCCCCAUGUACUUCUUCCUUUCCAACCUGUCCUUGGCUGACAUCUGUUUUACCUCCACUACUGUCCCGAAGAUGCUCUGGAACAUCCAGACUCAGAGCACAAACAUAACAUAUGAAGGCUGCCUCAGCCAGAUAUUUUUUUUCAUUGUGUUUGGAUGCCUGGACAACUUACUCCUGACCGCGAUGGCCUAUGACCGCUUUGUGGCCAUCUGUCACCCCCUGCACUACUCAAUCAUCAUGAACAGCCAGUUCUGUGGGCUGUUGGCAUUGGGAUCCUGGUGCCUCAGUAUCAUGGGUUCCCUGCUCGAGACCUUGACCCUUUUGAGGCUGUCCUUCUGCACAAACGUGGAAAUCCCACACUUCUUUUGUGAUCUUCCCGAAGUCCUGAAGCUUGCCUGUUCUGACACCUUCGUCAAUACCGUGGUGGUGUAUUCUGCAACUGGCCUUCUGGCCGUGAUUCCUUUCAACGGAAUACUUUUGUCCUACUAUCAAAUUGUUUCCUCCAUACUCAACAUUUCCUCAGCUACUGGCAAGUACAAAGCCUUUUCCACGUGUGGGUCUCACCUCUCAGUGGUCUCCUUGUUCUAUGGAACAGGUCUUGGGGUCUACCUCAGUUCUGCAGUGACUUCAUCCUCUAGGACAAGUCUGGUGGCCUCAGUGAUGUACACGGUUGUCACGCCCAUGCUGAACCCCUUCAUCUACAGUCUGAGGAACAGGGACAUGAAGGGGGCUCUAAGGAGACUCCUCAGCAGGGUGGUGCCUCUCAGCCGUGGGGUCUCCGGAGGAGUCUUAUCGUAA
Messenger RNA from Leopardus geoffroyi (Geoffroy's cat), 1570 nucleotides. Its product is annotated as olfactory receptor 7C1-like. The record is from RefSeq and is a predicted model, not a curated record. Gene Ontology annotation, molecular function: G protein-coupled receptor activity; olfactory receptor activity. The transcript has a single exon. Bases 605 to 1570 code for a protein of 321 amino acids. Gene Ontology annotation, cellular component: membrane. Gene Ontology annotation, biological process: G protein-coupled receptor signaling pathway. NCBI's taxonomy places the organism in Eukaryota, Metazoa, Chordata, Mammalia, Carnivora, Felidae.